AUGCUAUUCGAAUCAAAGAAACUGGUGGUCCUCGAAGGUGAUGUUACCUUCCCUAGCAUGGGGCUGUCUAAACCCGAUCAAGAAAUGCUCCGUGAAAAUAUCAAUAUCAUCAUUCAUGCAGCAUCUCCGAUCAAUCUAGGGAGGCCACUUCAUUCUAUCUCCCAGGGGAUCAUUGGGGCUACUGAGAUGGUUGUCGAAUUUGCGAGCUCAUUCCGAGCCCUUGAUCGAUUCGUCUACGUCUCCACGGCGUUUUCCAAUGCUCAUAUUCACGAGAAAAGUCCUGGUUCCGAUCUGGUGAUCACUGAGGAUUUCUAUCAUCUGAACAAGGAAGGAAAUCCGCUUGACGAACGGAGCGCAGUGCAAAAGUAUGGAACGAGUGAAACGUACGAAGCGAACGACUUCCCCUGGGCAUAUGCCUAUGCCAAGCAUUUGACUGAGCGGCUACUGGCCCUUAAAUUCGCAGAAAUGGGCGGGGAAGAGAGGCUCCUUAUUAUACGCCCUUCAAUUAUUGGGCCUGCGCAACGCCUGCCUUUUCCGGGAUACUGUGUUCCAAUGUCAUCGCCAUGCAGUGUGGUUGCCGCAGGGCUGAUGUUGAUCCCAUCCUGGCGAUUCCAGAUAGCGACACAAACCCCUACCCCGGAAAUCAAUAACCAUCACGAUGUGGUUCCCGUAGACGUGGUUGUUGAUCGUCUACUCUGUCACCUAGUUAUAGGGACCCAGGGCUGUGUGCACGCGGUCAGUGGAGUUAAGUCUCGGUUUAGCUUCGAGAGAUUGUGGCAAUCGAUCAUGAAGUGCCGCCAGAUACCCUGGGACCUGCGUCCGGUGUGGAUAGCUGAUGGAUGGAAAUCACAUAAUCAGCAUGAGAUAAGUCGCCUAUAUACAGUUAUUGGGACCUCAUUCGCUUUCUCCGAAGACAAGACGGUCAGAAUCAGCAACGAGCUCUCUAAGACGACAUCAGAUCUGAACCUCUUUACCGAAGUCGAUAUGGCUGACCAUAUCCUUGCACAAUCACAGCAUAUACGCUUCAUCAUGGACCGUUUUUCGCAUAAGAGCCUGCUUGUUCAGGUACUAGUCUGGGCCUUUUAUCGCAAUUAUGGCAAACCAUGUGCACACUUGUGA
Messenger RNA from Aspergillus costaricaensis CBS 115574, 1119 nucleotides. RefSeq names its product male sterility domain-containing protein. The transcript has a single exon. The record is from RefSeq and is a predicted model, not a curated record. NCBI's taxonomy places the organism in Eukaryota, Fungi, Ascomycota, Eurotiomycetes, Eurotiales, Aspergillaceae. Gene Ontology annotation, biological process: long-chain fatty-acyl-CoA metabolic process. Gene Ontology annotation, cellular component: peroxisome. The coding region runs from base 1 to 1119 and encodes 372 amino acids. Gene Ontology annotation, molecular function: alcohol-forming very long-chain fatty acyl-CoA reductase (NADP+) activity.